AUGCCUGAAAGCCACAGGCCCGCCGAACUCCCCAUGAACAAUCAGGGCGUCGACUUAUUAUCGCCCUUCGACAAUAGUCGACCGGGCUCUCCUGAUCCCAUAAGCCGCUGGCGAGAUCCCCGCCUCAGCUCUACGCAGUCUCUCGUUCCCUCGGAGUUUGAGGCCAAUGCGGGGAGGCAAGGGAAGCGCAGGUUACUCAUGAUAUAUGUCCACGGCUUCUACGGGAAUGAUCACUCCUUCAAGUCAUUUCCGGCACACACCCAUGCCUACCUAAGGGACGCCUUGCACGAGUCGCACGUUGUUCACUCCAAGAUCUAUCCUAGGUAUAAGACCUACCACGCCGUCCAGGUUGGAGCUGAGAGUUUCAGCACUUGGCUGGAGCCUCACGAAGACGAGACGACUGAUGUUGUCCUUGUCGGUCAUUCGAUGGGAGGUAUCUUGGCUGCAGAGACGGUAUUGAUGCCGAACCCGAAUCCUUUUGGCACCCAUCCGUUCAAGCACCGCAUUCUCGGUGUGCUUGCUUUGGAUACUCCCUUUCUGGGCUUGCACCCGGGUAUCAUCCCUACCGGCAUAGCCAGUCUCUUCCGCGGCUCACCAGAGAAUACGAGUCUGAAUGCACCAGAGCCCAGUAGAGGGCAGUCUAGAUCUGCUCCCGAUCUCUCCCAGGAGCUCAGCAACAUCUCCCUGUCCACCACCACCUCAACGUCUCAAUUCACCGAUACCAUAACCGAAACUAACACCCAGCCCACAAGCCGGACCUCCUCCGACUCGAUCCGCCCGUCAACAGAAGCCACCCGAGGUCCCCUACCCCCUUACCCCUCAGAGCCCUCUUUGCCUCAGGAUCCACACUUCAACCCCCCUUGGUUCAACGACACCAUCCGAAGAGACCGAUCCUUCUUCAAAGGCAUCGCCCACUUCACCCGCAAACACCUCUCCGAAGGCGUCUUCAACGCUGCGUGGAAGCACGUCCUUUCCCACAUGGAGUACGGUUCAUGUCUAGCCGACUACCCGGGCCUUCAUGACCGGUAUAACCAACUACGUGCGCUGGAAAACGUCGACGAUAUCAAAGCGCUCACGAGUGACAUUGUGACUCAUGAGCCUAAUUUCAGGCUCCGGCCUGUGAGGGUUAGGUUUACUAACUACUACACCAGCUCUACGGGGAGGAUAAAGCCUGACAAGGUUGAGGGGAAAGAGAAGAAGGUAAAGGAGCCGAGUGUAGAGAAUAAUGAAGCGGCCGAAACAAGGCUAUCCACUCCGCGAAUAUCCGUCGAGGUUCACGAGGAUGAUAAGGUCGCCGAACCUCAAUUACUCCCGCCCAUCCCCAUUCCCGAAGACGAGGACGACGACGCACUUCGAGAGCCCCAAGCCCCGAUGGAACCGGAAAUCGAAGGUCUCCCCGAUAUCCCCCCACCGCCGACACCUCCCCCGCAACCCCCCUCGCCAUCCUCAUUCCCCGACAAAGCAUCCCGCAAACAAGCCGAAAAAGAAGCCAAGGCCCUCCAAAAGGAAUACGAACGCGCCGUCAAAGCCCGCGAAAAAGCUAUCAGGCAGCGCAACAAGCUCAUCGAGAAACACCACCGCCGACAGGCCAAGCUCGCCUCCAAUCAAGCCCGUACAUCCGCAGACGCCGAGGAUGACGAGAACGACGACGGCGCGGGUAGUAAAGACGCGAAGAAGAAGCCCCGCAAAUUCUGCGCCCUGCCGAGGAAACGCAACGGAGAACCCGACGCCGCGUGGGUCAGCGUGUUUAUGGACGGCGUCGAUGAGGUUGAGGCGCACUGCAGUUUGUUUUUGCCGGACGGUCCGCAUUAUGAUCGGCUUGUGGGGGAUGUGGCGCAGAGGGUUGUCGGGUGGGUGCAGGACGAUUUGACGAGAAGGGCUAUCGCGGAUAUGGGGGUUUGCUGA
Molecule: messenger RNA, 1905 nt
Organism: Scedosporium apiospermum
Lineage: Eukaryota; Fungi; Ascomycota; Sordariomycetes; Microascales; Microascaceae
Exons: 2
Coding region: 1-1905 (634 amino acids)
Source: RefSeq, a predicted model, not a curated record